This is a messenger RNA of Varroa destructor (honeybee mite), 545 nucleotides long. RefSeq names its product ribosomal protein S20 (gene RpS20). Gene Ontology annotation, cellular component: small ribosomal subunit; ribosome. Gene Ontology annotation, biological process: translation. NCBI's taxonomy places the organism in Eukaryota, Metazoa, Arthropoda, Arachnida, Mesostigmata, Varroidae. The record is from RefSeq and is a predicted model, not a curated record. Gene Ontology annotation, molecular function: structural constituent of ribosome; RNA binding.
UUGUGUAGACACGUGUGUUCUGGCUCAGCGCUGUUCUUCGUGAAUAUCUCGGCCAGAAAUUCUGAAAAGUGUAGAUUUUCAGAGUGGGAGGAUGUCCGCGUACAAAGAGCAAAAGGCUGAGGAACCGCUACCUCAGACAGUGCAUAAGAUUAGGAUCACAUUGUCCGGCCGCAAUGUGCGUGCUCUCGAGCGCAUGUGCACCGAUCUGCUGCGUUCUGCCCGGGACAAGGAUCUCGUUGUACACGGUCCCGUUCGUAUGCCCACAAAAACCCUUCGAAUCACUACGCGUAAAACGCCUUGCGGAGAAGGUUCGAAGACGUGGGAUCGUUUCCAGAUGAGAAUCUACAAGCGCGUCAUCGACCUGCACUCGCCUGCCGAUAUUGUAAAGCAAAUUACGAACAUUGUACUCGAGUCUGGCGUUAAAGUCGAGGUGACCAUCGCAGAAUAGGCGGGUCCUAUGUUUGCCGAACGUGGCAAGUUAAUGUGCUGGCGGUGAAUGUCACUGGCAGAUUGUAUAAUUAAUAAAUCUGUCUACCGAGUUCAAA